UGAGUCUACCUGGAUAGUCAAAAGAUGAUGGUCACCAGGUCACUCCGAGUAGGAAUGCGUCCGGCUGACGGAAAACGCCAUGCAGUUCAACAGAUAUGAUUGAAGUUGUCGGUACAGCUUCAAAGUUGGACUGGACGUCUGGCACAUAACAAUUCCACUUUCAUCGCCUGUCAUCGCCGGCAAUUGUGAACAGCUGUCCUCGAAACGAAUUCUUUCACUAUGGCCAUGGCACAGACACGCUACAGUCUACUGUGUAUAGUGUUGGUUAGUAUGAGCCAAUUCACGCACGGACAGCCGAACGCGUUUCCACUGUGCCCUCGCCACUUCACACUAUUCGAUGUCGUCCGCGGUGCGGCUGUAUACGCAGUUGAAAAUGAGUCCUCUAGUUCCUUGCCAUCCAUCACCUGCUGUAUACCAGGUCCCUUCACGCGAGACGGAUUCAACUCUCCUCGCCAGCCAUACCCGGCAUCAUUCUGGUAUCACCGAGACUCUCUAGUGUCCAGCAUUCCAGGUUUCAAUAUUUCCAAGCUCGUCACCUGGGUGGCAAGCACUCGAACUGCGUACAAUUACCGCACUAUUGUUUGGCCAAGCAUCAUAACCAAGAGCGUGGCUGGGUUGUACUCAUGCAGUUAUCCGGAAUUGGGACUUGCAAAGAAUUUGCCGCUGAGUUACUUCCAUCUAAUAGUAGGCAAAAAGCCGAAAAUCGCCUUCAUCACAAGGUCAAUGACGGUGAUGUCAACAUCUUGGAAGAUCGGAUCACUCCGAUUGCUGUGCAGAGCCACUGGUUCUUCACCUGUAACAUACACCUGGACUAAGGACGGAGUUGCAUUAGCAUCUAGGAAAGGAGCAUAUGGAUUUGGCGGAGUAGUGUCUGUCAGCAACUCUGGAACGUAUACAUGCUCGGUGUCAAACCCAUUUGGACGUGCCACUGGACAGCUUUAUCUACGUGUGCUCGACAUACCAAGAUUCUGGCGCAAACCAGUACCAGCUAUGAUCAUGUCCAGCACACUUCUGGCAAGGUCUGUUCGUCUGCGUCUUGUUCCACCAUCAUCAACGGGCGAUUCACCGAUAACAAGUUAUGAAGUCACUUGUAGACCGUACGUGGAGUACAGAUCAUAUGUGAAGGACACUGUACAGAGGUUUUCAGUGACCAGUGUCACUGUUACUGGUCUUCAACCAGACACCAAGUACAGUUGCUGGUAUCGUGCAGAGAAUGCAGUUGGUCGCAGUGGACCAGGUCCAAUUCUCGACCUCCGGACACCCGAGUCACGUCCAGCGAAGCCGGGAAAGCUCUCUGCAGUGUCUACUUCACAAGGGCAUGUCACAGUCAAGUUUAAACCAUUAUCACCAGCACUUUCCCAUGGAGUACUCUUUGGAUAUCGAAUUACUUUUAAUGCAACUUCGUGCACUACGCAUCAGGACUGCCCAUGUCAGAAUUACAAAUGCUCUCUACAUGGAUCUGCCUCCUUCCAUAACAGCUGGAUCAACAACUCCAUCUCCUUGUCGGGUCUGAGAUACUUCACAACAUACCAAAUAUCAGUUGCAGCUGUCAAUGGUGCUGGUGUUGGACCACCGGCUACGGUGGAGUUGAAACCGGAUCUCCAGGAAUUUGCCCCGGGUCCGGUGGAGCGCUUGACUGCCAUGGCAACAUCUACCUCUGCGAUUCAUACACGAUGGGCUGCAACACAGUCACCUAACGGCAAUAUCCUGUACUAUACACUGGAGUAUAGUAUGGUGAAUUCUCAGUCAUCUGUGCAGAGAGUCAAGGUCAAUAUCAGUACAGCAAUGUUACAAUACAACAUCACUGGACUACUGAACAACAGUGAUGUUCUGAUUACAGUGUUUGCUGUCAACUCUGCUGGUCCUGGACCUGGUGUCACUACACGUGUCAGAACAAUGGGAUUUGGUGGAGAGCGUAAAAUGCCUACGUCACCCUAUACUCAGCCCAACACUGCAGUCUACUGCAUAAUGCCAACUGAUCAUGAUUGGACGGCAUAUGUUGGAAGUUCUUUCAGCCCUGAGACCAUUAUGAUGAUGGGAAACCACUUCCCAGCAGGUUCAUCGGUAAACUUGACAUGCAAGGAUGGGUUGUUUGUAUCAGGAAAUCCAUCACAACAGCAUCAAGUCGUCACGUGCCAAGAGAACGGGAUGUGGAGUGUCAUAAUUGUAGCAUGCUCAGCAACAGAGCGGAACGCAUCUGAGGAUCUAACGGUUGUCUUGGUUGCAUCGAAGUCUCCAACAAUGGUCGUAGGGCUGGUUUUGGGACUAGCUUUAUUCUUCUGCAUCGUCGUCAUCUCCGUACUUAUUGCUAAGAAAUGUGAGUGCGCUGCGCUGGAAUACCUUCACAUGUAACUGUGGUACUUGGAGUAGAAUUUAUGACAGGUGCUCUGUUCUUGUCACUCACCAUCCUAUUUGGUUGCAGUCAACCCCCUUGCCCAUGGAUCUGCACACCUAUUGAAGCAUGCAUCCUUAUCAGCAUAUCAGCAGAUUAUAGAACCGUGAACAUUUUCGAAUGGGCACAUCAACAAUUUUCCCAUGCACCUCCAUCAUUAUUCUACUGCAGAAUAUCAUGACUGGCCGCUAUCCCCCUUUUUUUCCUUUUUAGAAUCCUAAAUUCUGUUCUAGAACGAUCUCCAGCAAGACAGUACGUGCAUGAA
Sycon ciliatum is the source of this 2657-nucleotide messenger RNA. Its product is annotated as protein sidekick-1-like. The transcript has 12 exons. The record is from RefSeq and is a predicted model, not a curated record. Gene Ontology annotation, molecular function: protein binding. NCBI's taxonomy places the organism in Eukaryota, Metazoa, Porifera, Calcarea, Leucosolenida, Sycettidae. Gene Ontology annotation, biological process: cell-cell adhesion. Bases 220 to 2352 code for a protein of 710 amino acids.